Molecule: messenger RNA, 1279 nt
Organism: Cylas formicarius (sweet potato weevil)
Lineage: Eukaryota; Metazoa; Arthropoda; Insecta; Coleoptera; Brentidae
Product: ras-related and estrogen-regulated growth inhibitor-like protein
Exons: 5
Coding region: 227-919 (230 amino acids)
Molecular function (GO): GTP binding; GTPase activity
Source: RefSeq, a predicted model, not a curated record
GGCAGCGUCCCGACGUCGCUAUGACGACGGCGUUCUAAGUAUAUAACGACGUCUGGUUGUGACAGUGCACAGUCAAGUCCGUAGCAUUCUUGUGUUCCAGACGAAACGGGGAAUUCAUAUCGAACGCGUAUUCAAUUUUGAAAAUCUAACCCUUCGAGAAGUGCUGGAAAUUUCACGCGUCUUGGGGUUGACUGGUGGUGGCUCGAAACUGUUGCCGCUUGCCAUCAUGAAAACCGAAGAAUUGCCGAAAGCCAGGAUCGCCGUCAUCGGAAAAUCGAGCGUCGGGAAAUCAGCUUUGACGGUGCGUUACCUCACGCGAAGAUAUAUUGGAGAAUACCGGAGCAACACUGAUUUGCUCUACAAGCAAACCUUAACCGUGAAAAACACGUCGCUCGAGGUUGAGAUCGUCGACGUGUGCAGCUGUGACCUUCAAGCUUUCCCAGAAGAAGCUAUCCACUGGGCGGAUGCAGCCCUCGUCGUGUACGACAUAACCUGCAGGGAAUCGUUUAAGCAAGCGUCGGAGAUGCUUCAGAAAGUACUGGAAAUAAGGAACCAGAUGCCAACGGUACUGUUGGGAAACAAAGCCGAUCUCGAACAUCUGCGUCAGGUCGAGGAAGUCGAAGGACGUACUGUCGGUAUCCAGAACAAUUGCCAGUUUUAUGAAGUGUCGGUGGCUGAAAACUCACAAGAAAUAUACACAGCGUUUGACGCGAUACUGAGCGAAUGUCGCCAGUUUACUCAGAAAACCAGAAAGUUUUCCGUAUCGAAGAUGAUCGGGAACCUUAUAGGAAGCGGUAACGGCAAAGGGGUUCCCGAAAGCAAGCAAGGCGGUACCGUAGUGGUCUGUCACAAAUCUGACCUCUACAAGUCAAGGGUUCUGAGGCGGAGGCAGAACUUCACGGCAACGGCGUCGUUAUGACUAUCCGUCAAUGAUUCAGAUACGUGUUAACAAUACUAAGAUCGUCCUGGUGAUGGGGAUCCUUCAGUUUUAUGGGGGAUUUAGGAAGAAAGAAGUUUUGUAACGCGUGUUCACACACAUUGACUUUUAGAAAGUCGAGCAUGAGUGUGUUUGAACCCUUUUUUGUAAUAAAUUUGUACCUAUGUGUAUGUGUCCUACUGAAUCAUUGUUAAGAAUUACGGAUUUUCUUGGAUUCGACGUUAGAGAUUAUAGUUCUUUGAGGUUCUCGAGUAUACCUUUGCGAGCCCUGUAUUACAACUGUCAAAAUAUUAUUAGUGUGCUAAAAUGGCUGUGAUAUUUUUUCUUAUAAGUCUGUUAUUA